This is a messenger RNA of Rana temporaria (common frog), 3340 nucleotides long. RefSeq names its product tight junction protein 3 (gene TJP3). NCBI's taxonomy places the organism in Eukaryota, Metazoa, Chordata, Amphibia, Anura, Ranidae. The transcript is spliced from 21 exons. The coding region runs from base 110 to 3193 and encodes 1027 amino acids. Gene Ontology annotation, molecular function: cell adhesion molecule binding. The record is from RefSeq and is a predicted model, not a curated record. Gene Ontology annotation, cellular component: plasma membrane; bicellular tight junction. Gene Ontology annotation, biological process: positive regulation of blood-brain barrier permeability; cell-cell junction organization; protein localization to cell-cell junction.
GGGUUAAGUGACACUGCAAUACCAGGAAAUGCACACACUGAGCCUGCAUACACCUGUAUAGGGAGAAGCGCGCUUGUUGGGGCCGCCUGACCACCCAAAGGUUUCUAAGAUGGAGGAGAUGACGAUAUGGGAGCAGUAUACUGUUACACUGAACCGGGACCCUAGAAAAGGCUUUGGUAUAGCCAUUGGUGGAGGCAGAGACCAUCCAAGUAGCAAAGAUAACGAUCACUCGGUCAUUGUUUCUGACAUUGUUCCUGGCGGACCUGCUGAUGGUAGAUUACAGACAAGAGAUCGCAUUGUGAUGGUGAAUGGGGUUUCAUUGGAGAAUAUGACCUCAUCGUUUGCAAUUCACACACUGAAGUCCUGUUCGAAGACUGCCAAUGUGACUGUGAAACGUCCUCGAAAAAUUCAACUUCCUGCGAGCAACUCUGUACUCCCCAUUUCCACAGGCCUUCCUCACAGCUCCACAUUGUCACACACGUCAGAGCUCAUGCAUUCAAGUUCCCUUGACAAAGAAGGAAAAGAAGAAACAGAUUCUUCUGUAGCCUGGAGAGAGAGAUAUGGGAGUUUCAGCAGGGAGCCCCAUGAGGAUACAGCAAGAGGCUAUGAAGGGGAUUCUUCCAGUGGACGUAGCUCGGGUGGAUCUACUCAUCGUUCCUCUUACCACUCGAGACAGCACAGAAUAAAGAGUGGUGGAAGUGGAGUGGGAAAUUAUUCAAGGAGGAGAACUGGCAAAGAGAAACAGGUCUCUGACAGGGAGUCAUUCGGCUCAAACAGAUGGGGAGAGACUGGUAGUGGCAGGGGGUACUCUGGAAGUGAUGCAGCAGACUAUUCAAGAACAGACCUAGGAAGUGAUAUUGUUGAAAGGCCAUAUAGUGGUGGCCUUGAACUUGUGUCUGGUUUCAAGCGACUGCCAAUUCAGGAUGUACCAUCCAAACCUGUAAAAACAAUAUUGGUGAAACAAACAGAAAAACAAGAAUAUGGCUUGAAGCUUGGUAGUCAAAUCUUCAUUAAGCACAUUACAGACACGGGGCUGGCUGCUCAGGACAAGUCCCUACAGGAGGGAGACCUAAUUCUUAAGAUUAAUGGAAUUGCAAGUGAAAAUAUGUCCUUGGCUGAUACUCGCCGGCUUAUUGAGAAGUCAAAAGGCAAACUUACACUUACUGUUUUGAGGGAUAAUCGGCAGUUUCUGGUUAACAUUCCUGAAGUAAAUGACAGCGAUAGUGAGGACAGGAACUCCAUUCAGGACGAUAUUUCUGAGUUAAGUUCUGAUCAGUCACCACCUCCUUCUCAGCCUCCUCCUCCUCCUCCACCAACUGGACAGAUAUGGCAAAGUUCCUUAGAUCGCUUGGAAAACCCAGUCCGUGAAAUUAAUGGAACACACACCCUACAGAUAGAUGAUGUACAGCACGAAGCCUAUCCCAGGGAAUCUCCUCAAGUGCUUAGUGAAUACAGGGAACUGCCCGCGCAAGCCUGUGACCAGCAGAAGGAUGAGCCACGAGUGGGGUACCAAGUUUAUAGCCCAGAUGCACGCCUAAUACAGUUUACAAAAGGGAAAAGUAUUGGAUUGCGCCUUGCAGGAGGAAAUGAUGUAGGAAUAUUUGUUGCUGCUGUUCAAGAAGGGAGCCCUGCAACAGUAGAGGGAAUGAAGGAAGGUGACCAGAUCCUGCAGGUCAAUGAAACAAGUUUCCACAACAUGACACGUGAAGAUGCAGUGCAGUAUCUAAUGAACAUCCCACAAAAUGAAGAAAUCGUUAUACUGACACAGGGAAAAGAAGACAUUUACAGAAAAAUGAUAAAGUCUAAUUUGGGCGAUUCCUUCUAUAUUCGUACACACUUUGAGUAUGAAGCAGAUACCCCAUCUAGCCUGAGUUUUACACGGGGUGAGAUAUUCCAUGUUUUGGACACAAUGUACCGUGGAAAAUUAGGCUCUUGGCUUGCCACCCGUGUUGGAAAAGAUUUGAAGAAGAUGAAAAAAGGAAUAAUACCAAAUAGAUCCAGGGCAGAGCAAUAUGCUAGCUUAGAGAAUGUCCUUAAACCUCAGCAAUCUUCAGGACCAAGAGCCGAAUUUUGGAAGCUGCGAGGCUUGAGGGGGGCCAAAAAAAUAUUAAAGAAAAGCCGAGAGGAUCUGUCUGCUAUAACAAACAAGGCCAAGUAUCCACCUUACGAGAAAGUGGUGCUCCGAGAAGCAAGUUUCAAACGACCAGUUGUGAUACUGGGUCCUAUAUCUGACAUUGCACACAUGAAGCUUUGUUCAGAGUUGCCACAGGAGUUUGAGUCUGCAGAAAGUGUUGCUCGUGAUGAUGGAAAUUCCAAAAUCAUAAAACUUCAGGUGGUGAGAGAGAUCGCUGAAAGGGAUAAGCAUGCUUUAUUAGACAUCACACCUACAGCCGUGGAGCAUCUGAAUUAUGUGCAGUUUUACCCUAUUGUGGUGUUCUGCAACCCAGAAAACAGGCAGGGUGUGAAGGCAAUGAGACAAUGGCUGCUCCCUGAGUCAAAGAAGAGCUCACGCCGUUUGUAUUCACAGGCUGUUAAAAUGCGGAAGAACUAUUCUCAUCUUUUCACUGCUGUUAUUAACUUGAGUGGUGCAAGUGAUUCCUGGCUUCGAAGCCUGAAAGAAAUCAUUCAAACUGAGCAAGGAAGAGCAAUAUGGACUACUGAGGAUAGGGCUGAGCCUUCAGGAGAUGAACCACUGGACCUUGUACAUGAAUCAUCAGUUAAAUCUACAGAUUACCUGAGCUGUGACAGUCGUGCCAACAGUGAUUAUGAGGAGACUGAUGCAGAAGGUGGAACCUACACGGACCAUGAACUGGAUGAGGAAUUUCAAGAGCCUGCAUUAGCCCGGUCUUCUGAACCAGUAGCUGAAUAUCAGCCUUCCUACCAUAACAUCAGUUCCUCGUAUGAUCCUUCCUAUAGUUACAGAUCCCACUCACCUGUUGAAGAUGCUUUGUACAGUGGACCCCAGUCACCAGAUAGACUGUCUUCCCAUUUUAGAAGUAAUUCACCAUCUCAGGACACUUGCAGCCUUCCGCAGGAAACUGAGAUGAAGCCUCCCGAUAAUCAGCUGAUACACGAGACUACAAAUAGCAGAGAGUAUGAGCAUGAUGCUUUACGCAAAAAGUUUACCCGUGCAAGAAGUACAAGCUCCGAGGAGGAAGAGUAUGGAUGGGGUGGUCCAGCUACUGAUCUGUAAACGGCCGAAUAAUCACUGAGAUGGCAUUUCAGCACACAUUGUACACCAUCCUUCCUCAUUUUAUGUUCUGUAUGUGCUAUGAUGAACAAAUUUUCUAUGCAUAUAUUAUUUUUGUUUGUACUUUGUAAUAAAUUAGCUUUAGCCACC